This is a messenger RNA of Plutella xylostella (diamondback moth), 5033 nucleotides long. RefSeq names its product bobby sox (gene bbx). Gene Ontology annotation, cellular component: nucleus. NCBI's taxonomy places the organism in Eukaryota, Metazoa, Arthropoda, Insecta, Lepidoptera, Plutellidae. Gene Ontology annotation, molecular function: RNA polymerase II transcription regulatory region sequence-specific DNA binding; DNA-binding transcription factor activity, RNA polymerase II-specific. The record is from RefSeq and is a predicted model, not a curated record. Gene Ontology annotation, biological process: regulation of transcription by RNA polymerase II.
GACAACCAAAGCAAAACAGUCGGUGCGCGACCAUCUUGUCAAAACUGGAGUCGGUGACAAAUAAAUAUUGUAAAAUGUCCUAAAUCGCACGUAAUGAGAUAACUUUUAGUUUGUAUUUGAUAAAGUAUUGUGUUUAUUUCAUUCUGGUGUUAUUUCCGAAGCGUUUAUUAUACAUUUCGCUCAUUAUUUCGGGUUUUCCUUGCGCCAAGUGACGUCAUGUAUGUGAUUAUACACGUAUCGCGGCGGACGAGUUUGUAACAAGAUGCGCGAGCAAGAGGGGGACGGCGAGCCGGCGCACCACGCGCGGAGGCCCAUGAACGCCUUCCUCAUCUUCUGCAAGCGACACCGCAGCGUCGUGCGCGACAAAUACCCCAAUCUUGAGAACAGGUCGAUAACAAAGAUACUCGGGGAGUGGUGGGCCAACUUGGAUAAGGAAGAGAAAGCUUGCUACACAGGUCUUGCGAAACAGUACAAAGACGCUUUCUUCAGUGCUAACCCUGACUUCAAAUGGUACAAGUUGCCUGCGCCGCCGCUGCGCACGCUCACGUCUCGACCGCGGGACCCUCACGAUAAGACGGUGGAAUCCCCUCAUUUCGAGUACCACGAGGAACUAGAGAAAACCAACAAUAACUCCACUGAAGUUGAUUUCAACAAACAAACCCAUCAAGUAUACGAGAAUGAACAGAAAUCACUCUCUAUGUUCACUCCCGGCAAACUCGCCGAUGAAGCUCACAUGGGAGGCCUCAGCAGCCUCCUCGCGACUAAGACUGACGACCAAACCCUGAACCCCUACUACUCUCCUCCGUCUUACAAGUUCAACUCGAUCUCAGGCCCUAUUGAAGAAAAACCCCGUAUAGACUUAAUCAAACCCAAAAGCUUUAACAAAGAGGAAAGCAUACGUGAACUGCAAAACGAGCUUUCGGAAACCACUAGAAUGUUUGAAGACUUCGACGAUGAUAAAGCGAGGCUGUACGGCCACGGAAUAAAAAACGAAUUUACAAACCAAGAUGUGAUCGACCAAAUAGUCGAUAAGAGGUUCUACAGUGAUGAAUAUGGAUAUCAGAAACAAUGGUCUGAUGAUGAAAAGAAUUCUGGGAACAAGUCCGGUAGGUCGUGUAAAGGUAAGAGGUACCAAGAGUUUAUGGCUGUUGGAGGACUGAUAGUUAAUAAACGCCCAAAGAGGGAAAACGCAGAUAAAUCUCCUGAUGAAGGAUUCAAUGCAUCGUGUAGUUGGGAGGCCGCGGCCCGCAGUGACACCGCCCAUAGCUCGUACAACGAGACGUCUCUGGAGAGCGAGACCAAUGUCGACACCGACGCUCACGAGCCAGACAAUAACGCCAACAAAACAUUCAAGGCAGCCGAUUUCGAUUUAGACGCUAAAAUUAAAGCUCUACCGUCUCUGAGCCUUGAGAAAUUCCAGCAGAAGAAACGCGAAAACAAACGCAAGAAGAAGACGAUACAUCUCAGGCCGAAGUUGUCCGAACCCAAACAUAAUAUAAUUAACUCUGCACCCCGGCCCUACUAUCCUCAGGAGCGCCGGGAAAUGGCGGAGCACUGGAGAGAAAACGUUAUCGGCAGCCAAAAGCGGAAACCGCGCAAAAUAAGCAUUACAAGGCUCGAAAUCAACAGUUUAAUCUCCAGCGUCAAUUUGAAUGAGGCGCACCAAAUUAGUCCAGAAAUAAAGUUCGCCACCGAGGCACCGCGCACUGUGGUCCAGAGCAUGGAGAUCGGCAAGCAGCCGCCCCACAGCAAUGUGGACCUUAUGGCGUUGGCUACUCUUGCGGAAGUCGCAUCGAACACCUCGAAAAUUGAAAAUACAUCGAUUAUGGAAAGCAUGACCCAUGCCGCGGUCCCCACUACCGACGAUCACGCUUCCAAGGUAUGAGAUACCAACACAACUAGCCUUAAACAUAUUCCAAAAAUAUUUACUUUUUAAUCAGAUAAUAUUUAUAUAUUAUAUAUAGAUCUACAUUUACAUUGUACGCAUAAAGAUUAAUUUUAUUGUACACUUUUAAUAGUAGUUUUUAUAAAAAUAGAUAUUAGAUUAUAUCUAUAUACAUAGUAUUAGAGAUGAGAAAAAUAUAUGUACACCUGUUUAGUUGAGUUCGUUGUGUGGUUGCUAAAUUAUGCUUUGUAAAAAGAUAUAUAAAAUUAAGAGAUAUAUAUAAAAAGAAGAAAAUAGGUGAUAGUUAGGUUUAUGAAUUAUCACAUUAAUAAAACAAGAGCAUAAUGUGUUUUAUGUAUUGUAUGUUGAAUCAUAUUAUAGACGACGUGGCAUGUUCUGUUAUCUGGCCGUUAAGGUCCGACUCACUAGUGUGUGUGCGUGUCACUGACACCUAGUGGGCAUGAGGCCUUACAUAAGGAACCAAUUUUAUAUGAAACAGAAUUGUUUCUUAUAAAAGAAGUGCACAGCUAUUCACUUACUGACUUAAGGUUUGGAACAUGUCAUAUCUUCAGCCAUGCAUCACAAUGGAUAUAAAAUAUGCCAAAAUAUAGAGUCAUCGUUGAACCUCAUUUGUGUAGGUAUAUUUCUUAGGUUAUUCUAAACGCCUUAAUAAUUUAGACGAAUGUUAAUAACUUAAUAAGAUAAAACACCAAAACUUUGCAUAGACUGCGUUGCAUUUUUAUGGUGAUUUUAUAAUAUAAAUGAAAAUAUAUAUAUACCUAAUUAUAUUAAUUUUUGCCACGAUAUUUUUAUCGUCAAGAAAAUGAAAUGGCGCAAUUGUCCGCUUUAAAAGAGCGUAAUACAACUUUACGAUACUCCAACUCUUGUUGGUGUUAUACAUUUGAAUUAGUGCAAUCAUUAGUGGUAUAUCGAAUAACCAGUAAAAUGUACUGUAACUAUUCUAUACAAUUGAAUAUGAAAUAUGGUAUCGAUAAAUCACUAAAUAUUAAUUUAGUGCAUAGAAUUUAUACAAGAGUGACGUGUUGUCAUUUGUUUUGUAGUAAUGAAGUUUUCAUGAUUACGAAUUUACUGAUCAAACGCGCAGCAAACAGACUAAUUUAUUAAAACCUUAACCUUUUACAUAGUUUCAUCGAUUAAUUUUGUCAUAUCGAAGGCCUUAAAGGUAUCUCCCGGCCAAAAUUAUAAUGUAGAACACGAGUCAAACUCGUUGUUAUUUGUGAUAUUUUUGUUUGUUAUAUUAUUCUCAGCAUCUUCUCUUGCAGUGUGAAAAUUGCAUCGGCACUUUAUUUAGUGAAUUUCAGUACACCAUGUACAGUUCAGGCGUUAAUUCUAAACCAUUUAUAAAUAUCAACUGUUGAAGUGAUGUUCAUCGUGUCCUUUAAGGUAGGUACCUGAAAUAUAUCGAAAAUAUUGAUUAAAGAAAAAUAUAUUUAUAACAAUAAAUAAAAAAUAAAAAUAUAUAUUAUCACUGCAAACAUUUUAAACCAUUUUAGUAACACAUUUUUAAAGUAUAGUUAUUUAUUUACGGAACAGUGUUUCUCAAACUAAUGUUAAUUUGCGUGAUUCUGUGAUUAUUUUUAAUUAGUUAGGUAUGUUGCUUCUAGUUAUACGGGACAGUGGUUCGUGUUUAUUGGAUGAAUGUAGGUAUUUGGUUGCUGGUCUAGUCUAGAAUAGUAUUUGAUAUGAAAUUUGCAAGUGCACUUAUAUAUAUUUUGUUAUAGUUACAAGAAUGAUCCGAAUGCCAUUUAGUGUCAUGCUCAUCCAAAGACCAAAAGUUUUUAUAAUAGGCAAGCUAGGGUAUAGACGUAUUGAGCAUGUAUUGUGGUACUCAUGUAAAUAAUUAAGUAAACUGUUUUAUGUAUGAUACAUACUAGCAAAGCCGAUAAAUUAAGGCAUUUAUCUAUGUUGACACUUCUUAAUGUGGGUAAUUUUAUUGUAUUAAAGGUUUGUUUUUGUUGGAAAAUCUCAUAAUCGUAGAGCCUAAUGACUUUUUGUUGAUUUUGUGUAGUUUUAAAAAAUGUUAAGUUUAAUUAUAAAUUGAGUAGUUUUACGGUUCCUAUUCUAUAAUAUAUUAAAUAAUACUGAGCUAAAGGGAAUAAUUUUAGGCCUUCGUAUGUACUAGUUGAAUGAUAAACGCAACGGUCGACCAUCUUAUGAAAAUGUUUUUGCCUUGAUAGACAAAGAGCCUUAUUUGAUAUUAAUAUUAGCUUUAAGGCAAAAAGGGGCCAGUAUUAUGGAAAUGGCUACAUUUAUAUAUAUGCAUAUGUAUUGAACAUUGAAUUUAAAUGAACUACUGUAAAAUGUUGACGUUUUUUAAAAUGCAACAUUGACCUGAAAAGCUUUAUUGUACUGAAAAGUAAACCCCGUAAAAGUAAAUAAGUGUAGUAUGUAUAUCCGAGUAAUGGUGCUGAAGAUCUGUUUUAUUUAGGCUACCAGUGGUAGGAACAGUAGGAGCCCUAACCAAUGACGUAGCGUGUUAGCUGGAUAUGUCUUAGAAGACUAUACUUACCAGUAAUUCACUAUAUUUCCUACGAAAUAAAUAUGUCACGCAUUCGUAAAAAAUACGUAAGAUAAAUUUCAUUUGAGCUUACAAUGCCAUCUGUCGACUUAUGAUCGAUCGAUAUAAAAUCCUUCUCAUAACAUUGUAUUUUAUUAUUUGUAUGAGCUGAAGUGGAGUUGGGUUAGGCCGAAAGUAACGCCAUCUACAUUGGACUUUAUUCAAACGCCUUGCUUCGAUAUAUUGUUACUUAUCUAUAAAGUUUUACUGAAAUUAAUGGAACAUGUGUAAUUAUUACUGGACGAUUCUAAAGGUAAACCUACUUAUCGUGUAUUCGAUUGUCAUAUUCCAUUUCGAAUUGUUUGGUGAGACACUUAAAGUAAUGAAAAAGAAACCUUUAGAAUUAGCCUGAAAGGAGAAAAGUACCAAUAUAGAAUAGAUGUUUAGUGAUAAUAAAUUUAUAAAUGUCUUUGAGAAACACUGGUCUAUGUUAGUCGUUAGUUAGGACUUAAUAAUAUAAGGCACCCAAAGUGUUUGUUUAGUUCCAAAGUCUAAUGUUGAAUGUUUUGUUAUAAAUGUGAGAACGCAUCCUAUUAUACUUUCACUGUAGUAAUAAAGUUUAUUCGUAUU